AUGGAUCAUUCUGAAUGGCAACUUCAUCCGGACUUGUUCCAGAGUCUGUCGGAGAGGUUCGGCCAGCCGAUAGUGGACCUCUUUGCCACUCCGCAGAACUGUCACCUUCCAAGAGUCUUCUCCAGGUUCCAGACACCAGGGGCAGAAGGCAUCAAUGCUCUCCACAGCCCUUGGCCACAAGGGCUCCUGUACACCUUUCUUCCACUUUCCCUCAUCCUGAAGGUCAUCAGGAAGGUGCUCAUGGAGGGGGCUGAAAGCUCUUCCAUCAUGAAACUCCUGGAUCCAUGCCUCAACACAUACUUCAAGUUCAAUGGGAAAAUCUAUAACCAAAUGCAAGACCUGAAGAUGCGACAUGGGCUGCGCACCUAUGAGUUGGAACGUUCUUGUUGCUACGAUGCGCUGCUCCUGGAUGAAGAGAGGGGGAGGCUUUUUGUGGGAGGGAAAAACUACAUGGCAUCCUUAAGCCUGGACAACAUUAGCAAGCAUGACAGGAAGAUUUAUUGGCCAGCGCCUGUGGAAUGGAGGGAGGAAUGCAACUGGGCAGGCAAAGAUAUCAAUGCUGAGUGUAUGAAUUUUGUUAAGAUCCUGCAUCUCUACAACCGCACACACCUGUGUGCCUGUGGCACUGGGGCUUUUCAUCCCAUCUGUGGCUUUGUAGAAGUGGGGCAACGUGUGGAGGACUCUGCCUUUAAGCUGGACUUCAAGAGCCUGGAGGAUGGCAAAGGAAAAAGUCCCUAUGACCCAAAUCACACCGCAGCCUCAGUUUUUGCAGGCGAAGAGCUUUAUUCUGGUGUGGCUACUGAUCUGAUGGGCCGAGACUUCACCAUCUUCCGCAGCCUGGGAUCGAGGCCUUCUGUCCGCACCGAGCAGCAUGAUUCCCGAUGGCUCAACGAACCCAAGUUCAUUGACGUCUUCUGGAUCCCAGAGAGUGAGAACCCUGAUGAUGAUAAGAUCUUCUUUUUCUUCCGGGAAACAGCAGUGGAAGGAUCCCAAGACCUGGGCAAACAGAGUUUUGCACGCAUUGGGCAAAUUUGCCGGAAUGAUAUGGGUGGGCAGAGAAGCCUGGUGAACAAAUGGACAACAUUCCUGAAGGCUCGGCUGGUGUGUGCAGUACCCUGCAGUGAUGGGAGUGACACCCAUUUUGACCACCUUCGUGAUGUCUUCUUGUUGCCAACCAAGGAUAAGCGUAACCCAUUGUUGUAUGCUGUUUUCACCACUUCCAGCACAGUCUUCAAAGGUUCUGCUGUCUGCGUGUAUCACAUGAAUGAUAUCCGUAGAGCUUUCCUUGGUCCUUUUGCUCACAAGGAGGGGCCUAACUAUCAGUGGGUUUCCUAUCAAGGCCGUGUCCCUUAUCCCCGCCCAGGAACGUGUCCCAGCAAGACAUUUGGCACCUUUAGUUCCACCAAGGAUUACCCUGAUGAUGUGAUCCAAUUUGCUCGUAACCACCCAUUAAUGUAUAAUCCAGUACUGCCCCAUGGCCAAAGGCCGGUCUUCCUGCAAACCAAUGUGGACCACAUCUUCACUCGCAUUGCAGUAGACCGAGUAGCAGCUGCUGAUGGACAUUAUGAUGUCCUCUUCAUUGGCACAGACAUUGGCACAGUCUUGAAGGUUGUCACCGUGCCGAAGGAUUCAAGGCAAAAUAUGGAAGAAUUGCUGCUGGAGGAACUUCAGGUGUUCAAGGAUUCCUCUCCUAUUACUAGCAUGCAGAUCUCAUCUAAGCGGCAACAGCUGUACCUGGGAUCCAGGACUUCCAUUUCACAACUGCCCUUGCACCGUUGUGGGAUAUAUGGCAAAGCUUGCGCAGAAUGUUGCCUGGCGAGGGACCCCUAUUGUGCCUGGGAUGGCACCACCUGCACUCGAUACCUGCAGAAUACCAAACGGCGAUUCCGACGCCAGGAUGUGAGGAAUGGAGAUCCCAGUAUCUUGUGCUCUAGAUAUCCUCAGAAAACCAGUGUACCAGAAAAGAAAAUCUAUGGAGUGGAAGGCAGCAGCACUUUUCUAGAGUGUCUGCCUAAAUCACUGCAGGCCAAGAUCGUGUGGACAUAUCAAAAGACUAGGAGUGAGCCCCAGAAGGAGGUAUUGCUGGAUGAUCGGGUCAUCAGGAUGGAGCGGGGAAUCCUGUUGCGCAGUGUGCAGCGCAAAGAUGCUGGCUUCUACUAUUGCCAUGCAACAGAGCAUGGCUUUACCCAGGGUCUGCUGCGCCUCCAGCUUGAAGUGAUCUUUGCCCAGCAGGCUGACUCUCUCUCCCUCUCUUGGGAAGAAGAAUCCACACAACCUUUCCACCGCAAACUUUGGUAUCAAGAUUUCUUACAAUUGGUGGAUCACCCCAAUCUCAGCACCGUGGACCAGGUGUGCGAGCAGCUAUGGAGCCGCAAGAGCCACCAGCCCAAGAAAAAGCCACCUCCGUUGCCUCCUUUAUUUAACAUCAAGUCUAAAGGCCAGAAAUGGAAACAUCUGGAGGAAAAGCGGAAAGCCCGCAGCCGAAGAACGCAUGAAGUGCCCCGGGCAGAAAGGGCUCCUCGGAGCACAGAUAUCUGGUGACUUUGCAUAAGACGCACUAAUACAAAUCUCUGUGCUGGGAAGGGCCAGGGAAGGGCCAGGGUGGGAGUGUGGGAAUAGGGAUGGUAGGAGAAAAAGAGCAGGAUCUUUUAUGGCUUCUGUGGUUGGGUGGAAAGAACAUCCUUGCACACCAGUCCCGUACUCCUGAUUGCUGCUUCUCCUGUAGUUUGUAGGGGGUGAUUUUGGUGUGAUUUUUCACUAGCCCGAGACCCUUCCUAGUAGCACAGCUGCUACUCUUCAAAAUCUCGACAGAGAGAGCAACAGAACCUGGGGAAAUGGGGGAAGAUCUGCACUCCUGACCUGUCCAUAAUACACAACCAAAGACGAGGGUAGCAGCCUCCAAGGACCAAAUGCACCAGAGGCCUCAUCCUGAACAUCCUUGACCAGUGAGAAGAAAACCAGGCACUGGGAAACACAGUUCUUUUCUGCAAGGAUCCAGUGGCUGCCAAACGGUUACCAAGGGACCUCUUAGUGCUCUUUGUUUUCUGGAGCUUCCACUGAUAUUCCGUCAUCGCCUGACAAGGAGAGCGCUUGGGCACCUCUCACAAUGUAAUCUGUCUAAACCCUGGAGCGCGAUGUUGGCCUUCUUUCCUCUCGCUUCCUUAUCCAAGCGUAACUGUGCUUAAGAGGCCCCAGUGGGCUCUGUCUCCAGAAAGAGCAACGCAACCACGGACGUAUUUAUUAACAGACUGUUGACUGAUGAAUGUAGUCCAGCCCUGAGUGGCCAUCACUGUUCUCUGUUCUUGCCCAGAGGACUUCUCUGACUGAGAUUUUCUGGGCAUAAACUUGUAUGAGAAGUUUCAAGCUGUUGUGGUGAUGGUGAUGUGAAAGCAGAGGAAAGAAGCAGCAGAAAUUGCCCUACCCCCAUCUGCAUUUAGUCAAGGCCCCAGAGGAUUUUUCACUAGCCUGAGACCCUUUCUAGCGAAAGAGCAGUCCAAGGGAGAUCCUUGCUAUGAGCCACAGUUAUGGGGAUACUAUCUUGUUCUGGAAAGCAUGCAUCACUGGUGGGAUUCAAAAAUUUUUUACUACUGAUUCUGUGGCCGUGGCUUGGUGGGCGUGGCAAGGGAAGG
Molecule: messenger RNA, 3629 nt
Organism: Thamnophis sirtalis
Lineage: Eukaryota; Metazoa; Chordata; Lepidosauria; Squamata; Natricidae
Source: RefSeq, a predicted model, not a curated record